Eimeria mitis is the source of this 558-nucleotide messenger RNA. RefSeq lists its product as uncharacterized. The record is from RefSeq and is a predicted model, not a curated record. Gene Ontology annotation, molecular function: protein kinase activity; ATP binding. The transcript is spliced from 3 exons. The coding region runs from base 1 to 558 and encodes 185 amino acids. Lineage: Eukaryota; Apicomplexa; Conoidasida; Eucoccidiorida; Eimeriidae. Gene Ontology annotation, biological process: protein phosphorylation.
AUGAGAGACAUAUUCUUCAUAGAGCCCAGAACUCUGCCAGGUGCUGCACCAGCUGCAGCAGCAGCAGCAGCAGCUGCAGCAGGAGAAGCAGCAGGAGAAGCAGCAGCAGCAGGAGCAGCAGCAGCAGCAGGAGAAGCAGCAGCAGGAGAAGCAGCAGCAGGAGAAGCAGCAAUAGGGAUUGUAGCAGCAGCAGUAGUAGUAGCAGCAGGAGCAGGGGCAGCAGCAGCAGCAACAGAAGCAGUAGCAGUAGCAGAGGCAACAGAAGCAGCAGAAGCAGUAGCAGCAGUAGCAGCAGCAACAGAAGCAGCAGCAGUAGUAGCAGCAGCAACAGAAGCAGCAGCAGCAGUAGUAUUCAGCCUGACGUACUGCUGCACCAAAGCCACCAUCAGCACCCCCUUCUGCUGCUUCCCAGAGCUCUGCCAGCAACAUCAAUACUCCUUUCCCUCUGACGUCUGGUCCCUUGGCUGCAUCGUCUAUGAACUCGUUAGCAACCACCAGCAGCAGCAGCAGCAGCAGCAGCAGCAGCAGCAGCAGCAGCAGCAGCAGCAGCAACAGUAG